AUGGCCAAAGUAUUGCAAGCCGGCUUCUUUUGUCCAACUCUCUUCACAGAUACGUAUGCCUAUGUAAAGAGUUAUGAUCGAUGCCAGAGGAUUGGAAACAUCAGCAACAGAAAUGAGAUGCCCCAAACAAACAUUAUCGAAGUAGAAUUGUUCAAUGUUUGGGGUAUUAACUUUCUUGGUCAUUGCCCUCCUUCUUUUGGUCACAAGUAUAUAUUGAUAGCAAUAUACUACGUAUCUAAGUGGGUUGAGGCCGAGACAUAUUCGACGAACGAUGCCAAGGUUGUAAAGAAGUUUUUGCAGAAAAAUGUGUUCAUAAGGUUUGGAAAUCCUAGGGCUAUCUUCAAUGAUGAGGGAUCCUAUUUUGUGAACAAAUGGUCGAAAUGGUUUCUUGAUAGACAUGGAGUGAAGCAUAAGGUUGCCACAGUUUACCAUCCGCAGACAAAUGGUGUAGCAACCCGUUUUUCAGUGGUGUAA
Gossypium raimondii (Peruvian cotton) is the source of this 474-nucleotide messenger RNA. RefSeq lists its product as uncharacterized. Gene Ontology annotation, biological process: DNA integration. Gene Ontology annotation, molecular function: nucleic acid binding. Bases 1 to 474 code for a protein of 157 amino acids. Lineage: Eukaryota; Viridiplantae; Streptophyta; Magnoliopsida; Malvales; Malvaceae. The record is from RefSeq and is a predicted model, not a curated record. The transcript has a single exon.